AUGGGAGAGGAAAUGGAGAGGACAUGGAGAGGACAUGGGGAGGACAUGGGAGAGGACAUGGAGAGGACAUGGAGAGGACAUGGAGAGGACAUGGAAGAGGACAUGGAGAGGACAUGGGGAGGACAUGGGAGAGGACAUGUAGAGGACAUGGGAGAGGACAUGGAAGAGGACAUGGAGAGGACAUGGGGAGGACAUGGAGAGGACAUGGGAGAGGACAUGGAGAGGACAUGGGAGAGGAAAUGGAGAGGACAUGGAGAGGACAUGGGGAGGACAUGGGAGAGGACAUGGAGAGGACAUGGAGAGGACAUGGGAGAGGACAUGGAGAGGACAUGGAGAGGACAUGGGAGAGAACAUGGAGAGGACAUGGGAGAGGACAUGGAGAGGACAUGGAAGAGGACAUGGAGAGGACAUGGGACAUGA
Molecule: messenger RNA, 420 nt
Organism: Knipowitschia caucasica
Lineage: Eukaryota; Metazoa; Chordata; Actinopteri; Gobiiformes; Gobiidae
Source: the annotation of a GenBank genome assembly